This is a messenger RNA of Anopheles coustani, 1272 nucleotides long. RefSeq names its product nuclear receptor coactivator 2. The transcript has a single exon. The record is from RefSeq and is a predicted model, not a curated record. NCBI's taxonomy places the organism in Eukaryota, Metazoa, Arthropoda, Insecta, Diptera, Culicidae. Bases 1 to 1272 code for a protein of 423 amino acids.
AUGUCACAAACAACAGCUCAACUAUUGGCCCUCCUGUGCCUGAUGUCCACCGUGGCCAGCAUUCCGCUUCGCCAGGGGCAGCUUCUCUCGGCCAUGCAGAACAUGCAGCGAUCGUACGAUGCCCGGGCGAGUCAGGACGAAUCCACGGGUUUCUUGCAAGCCUUAGAGGAAGGAGCUGAAGCCGGGACGGCGAAGCAACAGGAACCUGCCGAAAGCAAUCACGAGGCGUCUGCGUCGCGAAGCCGAGAAAGCGAACCCGAGAUGGAGCAGCCCACCGUUGCUGGAGGUGGCUCUCCCCUGCCGGGAGUGAGGAAGAACAAAAUGUUGGGCUACUUUGCCGGCCUGUACGCACCACCGUCGACGCUGGGAAUUGCACCGGCGGCGGCUGCUUACGCGCAACCGUACGGCUACCCGAUGUAUCACUCGAUGCUGGAUUACUACGACGACUACCUGCCGACGCUGGAGAACUCCUAUCCGAGUCUGAACAUGCUGGCCAACAUGCAGAGCUAUCCGCAGAAUGUGUACGCCAACAUGCCCGCCGGCAUGGGCUCGUUCCAGACGAUGAGCAACCUCUCGCCCAAUUUGCAGCAACAACUCAACAGCUUGGUCCAGCAGCAGCAGCAACAACAACAGCAGCAGCAACAGCAGCAACAAGGGUCGACGAACCCACAGCUGGCAAACCUGGCCAACACGCUGGACGCGAACGCCGCCUCGCUGGGCAGUUUCCAGAGCUUGGCCGCCAGCUUCGCCGCCGGAAAUGAGAACUUCCAGAGUCUUGACGACGAAGACAUCCUGUCGAGGCACAGCCAAGGUUCGCGUCGUCGCCCCGGCGUGAAAAACUCUCCGAUCUACUACAUCCGACUGCCACCGACUCCGUACAUGUUCGUGCCUGGUGUCGGCUACAUCUCCCAGCCACCCACGAUCCAACCGAUGGCCGCGCCAGUCCCGCAAUAUCCCCAACUUGCUCCACCCGUCACCAUGAGUCCCUUCUACCAGCUGCCGAUCAACUUCGUCUCGAACGGUAAACCAUCCGGCAUUUACCAGUGGAACGGUGCACCGGCCGCCCCAGUCGCACCAUCGCAGCCUGCAUUCGCCCUGCCCUACCCGGCGAGACCACAACGACCUGCCUUCGCACCGCCCGCCUUCAUCCAGGACUCCAAGAUCACACACCUGAAGGGUCCGUUCCUGUUCAAUGGCCGACCGGAGGAGAUCUUCCUGCUGCAGAACACCUUCAACCCACUGUUCCAGAGCCCGCUAGGCUCGUACUACUGA